Humulus lupulus (European hop) is the source of this 1091-nucleotide messenger RNA. Its product is annotated as DNA topoisomerase 2-like. Gene Ontology annotation, biological process: resolution of meiotic recombination intermediates; sister chromatid segregation. NCBI's taxonomy places the organism in Eukaryota, Viridiplantae, Streptophyta, Magnoliopsida, Rosales, Cannabaceae. Bases 274 to 612 code for a protein of 112 amino acids. Gene Ontology annotation, cellular component: nucleus. The record is from RefSeq and is a predicted model, not a curated record. The transcript is spliced from 8 exons.
UACUGAUGAGGCUUUGAAAGCUGUAGGCACUUCUUGUGCAUCAUUGGAGUUAUUAGCUCUAUAUAGUUUCCAGAGAUUCACAGAUAAGGGUUUAUGUGCCAUUGGGAAUAGAUGUAAGAAGCUAAAAGAUCUCACUCUAAGUGACUGCUAUUUCCUAAGUGACAAGGGUUUGGAAGCUAUUGCCACUGGUUGCAAGCAACUUACUCAUCUUACAGUUAAUGGGUGCCACAAUAUUGGUACUCUGGGACUGGAAUUCAUUGGGAAAUCUUGCUUAUGUUGAGCUUAUCUGAGAUCACAGAGAAAGUGAAUGACAGGUGGGAGGUUUGUGUGAGCCUUAGUGAUGGGCAAUUUCAACAGGUUAGCUUUGUAAAUUCGAUUGCCACAAUCAAGGGUGGAACUCUUACCAUUUGUCCAAGCAGUUUUGGGUCUAAAUGUGAACUCCCACCAGAGUUCUUAAAGAAAGUGGCAAAGUCUGGCAUUGUGGAUAGUCUUCUUUCCUGGGCCAACUUCAAGCAGAACAAGGAUCUUAAGAAAACAGAUGUCAAUUAUUCAAUAUCAGUUACUGCCCACCAACAAAAGAAGACAUUCCAGAAGGGAAAAGUUUGGUUGUAGUGGCAUAUAAUCCCUUGGGUUGGCCCCGUACUGACAUUGUUAAAAUACCGACAGUGGUCUUGAGAUAUCUUCAGCAGUCUGACGGGUCAGAUGUUCUUCCUACAAAACAAGCAUUGUUUUUCAUUGUCUUACUCCAAUAUGUUCCCAGAUUGCUUCGAGUGUUACCGUUAACUUCAGAAUUAAAUCGAACAGCUGGUGUAUUUGCUUAAACUGCUUGGGCAGGUGCUGCAUACUAUCUGCUAUUGUACAUGCUAGCCAGUCAUGUGAGUACCCAUUUAGUUUUGUAGCCUCUGCUUUUCUCUUUGAAUUUAUUUUCAUUCUUCAAUUCCUUGUUUACUUUUAAUCUGAUACUUGUGUUUCUUAUGUUUUGGGCAUGAAAACUAUGGUGUUUUCCUUUUUUGGCUCCUAUACUUGUGUUACAGGAAAUUCAAUGUAUAUAAGGUCCAAACUCCAAUUUAGUUGGGUCUUUUUUUUUCCUA